GUUCAGUCUUGUGUGUUAGUAAACAAAAGAUUUGAUCAAGAGUGUGAUGGUUGAUGUAGUCUGGCCUCGUCUGGUCACAUAAUACCUCCCUCGUUCACAGUUUCCUCGUCUUUUAGCACAGUCUUCAUCUUAAUUUGAGGUCGUGAUGGGAAACAUAAUCACCACCUGGAUGGGGUCUCACGUCAUAGGCAGUGGAGGCAGCAAGCGAAAGGUGGAGGAGGUACAGAAUGACGAUGGGGAAACAAUGGACUUGGAAUCUCUUCUCCACACACGCAAAAAGCGUAAAUUAAACUCCACGUCCAAGUACAUAUACAAGACGCUGUUUGAGGAAGGGCGAGCGUCCGACGUCAGUGUUGUAGCUAUGGGUAAUGAAUGGCACCUGCAUAAAGUUUACCUCUGUCAGAGCCCAUACUUCAGGAGCAUGUUUUCUGGCAACUGGACAGAGACGAACCAAUCCCAGAUUACCAUUGAGAUUCUCGACGACAACAUCAACAUCAGUGCCUUACACCUGGCAUUGGGACAGUUCUACAAAGAUGACAUCGAAAUGGAGGCGGCUCAGGUGAUCCCUCUCCUGGCCACAGCUCUCCUCUUACAGAUGGAUCCUCUCAUCGACCAGUGCACCUGUAUCAUGCUGGAGACCAUCAAUCUACACACGGUGUUGCAGUACCACGAGGCCUCAAGAAGGUACGGGGUGGUAGAGGUCGACAAGGCAUGUAAACAGUGGCUACUUCACAACCUUCUCACACAGGUUACAGAACAUCCAUCCACACUGCGUCACAUCCCCGCUGACUUGUUAUACGAGUUGCUGUCCUCGCCACACCUGUACGUCAUGCAGACUGAGUUCAGCGUCUACGUCAUGCUGAAGGCGUGGGUCUUCCUCCGGCUGCACCCAACGUGGGAUGGGUCACACGAAGCAGCGUUUUUGGAAGCCCACAAAUACUUCAGGAACAGAACACAAACUGGGUGGUUCCUGGAGGAGGAGGAAGGGAGAGAAUAUUCCCUGGUAUUCUCUGCGUUGCGUCUCAUAUACCUCAUCUACCACCACCUUGAUGUAGAAAUGCUGUAUUCAGACCGCAUCUUGCCGCCCUCCUGGCUCACACCGGCCAGCAUGCACCAGUGGUAUAAUAUGCUCCGGAUAGAUCAAAGCAAAGACAGAGGACCGGCCGAAAUAUCUGAUGGAGAAUUCGACAAGUCAUGUACGCGAUGUGGAAGGGUCCUGUCUCACUCCGGGCAGCAUAUCUGGAGGUGGACCGGCUACAACUUCGGCCUGGACCUGGUGAUGACCCACGACGGAGCGUCACUCAGGCUGAAGCGUAAUCACAGAUCGGAAAACAUCGCCAGCAUCGCUCAACCUGCCACACGCAACAUCAUGUACAGAAUAACGGUGGCCUCCCUGGACGACAAGCAGAGACAGAUCGUUUACACCAAAACAACGGGACUACAGUCAGCGUCCUUGGCGAAAAACGAAGAGAUUCGUGUGAUGCUGCUCGACCCAGAGGUGAAAUAUCCCCUGCUGCUGAGUGCCAACUUCCUCAUCACCACCAACCACAAGCUCGUGGUGCCGGCUGAAGCAACGUCCGCCCCCACACCGCCCAGUCCAGCGGGGAUACAGAGUCACGCCGGCAGAGAAUAACACUGUAGGGUUGACGCAGCAUUUAGCCUAAAUAUUUGGUGCUACUUAGGUAUUAACCUCUCUGCCUUUACCUUAUUUAGAUCACCUGAAGUUUAGGCACCCCAGUUUAUUUUACCUGGUGAUUAAAUACCGCCAUAAUGCUAUCCUAACCAAACCAAACCUAAACCUAAUCUAUCCUACCUUAAACCUAACCCAAUCUAAUCUAAUCCAAUUUAACCCCCAUUUAUGAUUAAGGUUUUUAAUCAUCAGGUGAAAUAUGCUAGAGGUGCUAAUCAUCAGGUGAUCCUUUUAUUUCUUGGUCAGAUUUUAUUUCAACUCUUGUGCCAAUUUGCUUUUCUAAAAUUCAUUAAAGUUCUCUCUGAUACAUUUACUCUCCUCGUUUUCUGCUGUUGGCUGGAUCAGUGGAGAUAAACAUUUCAAGAAAGGAAAUAGAGAUGAUUUUUUUAUCUUAAAAUACGUCUUAUGUUUAAUAAGUUUAGUUUAGUUUACUCUCUUACUCUUGAGACAAAAAUUUGGCUUUAAUUUCUGGUGAGUUCUCUUGACACCAAAGGAAUGUGAAGUAUUUAUUUGAAUAUAGGAAUAAGUAAAGCUUAAACAAAAGUCAGUGAAGAUAUAAGAUUUACUUUUGUAAUAACAGGAAUACGUAGUCGAUGUAUCUCUUUUUUUUAUAUAUAAGAUAUAAAUUAUAUUAUUCUUUAUCACACUCAUAUCAUUGUCACUUAUAAAAAUAGUCCAGCAUUGUCAGAAUAUGAGUCUGUGUAGUCAACAUCUUCCAGUACCAAUAGGUGCUUAAGCCCAGGAAUACUAAAGGCAUGACCCUGAACUGCAUAAUAUUCACUGCUAUCUGAUGUUGGGUGACGGUAGUGGUCGAUUAAUACCCGUGGCAGCAGUUACCACAACUUGGAGAGAAUGGCAGAAAAUUAAGGAGGGAAAUGUUUGAGGGUAAAGAUGAGUAUUGAUUGAUCGUAGAAGAAGGAAGGAGAGAAGGAAUGGGUUGGAGGUGGGACUUCAAAGGAGAGAGAGAGAGAGAGUUAGUCAUCCCAGCUUUUAUUGUAGGUUUGGACUUUGUAGAGGUGUAAUCAUCUCAGCUCGUGUUGUAGGUGGGACGAGUAGAGGAGAGAGAGGGAGGGAGGAGUAGUCAUCCCAGCUUUGUUGUAGAUGACUGUGGAGGAAAAGAGGGAGAGGAGAGAGGUAUAUGUCCCAGCUUGUGUUGUAGAUGGGACUUUGUAGAGGAGGUGGGACGUGGGACCUUGAUGGUAAUGUACUGGCUGAGCGUUCGUCGUUUGGGUCUCACAUAUUGAAGUCCAUGAUCCAAUUUCUCAAAGGUUUUCUGCCUCAGUACAAUAUUAUCCCAAACUGAUACUACAUAAGGUAGAUUUUGUGCACAGUAAUUUGGAACAUUGUGGUUUAUUGCAACUCAGCCAGAUGGAUUUAUACUGUACUGGGUGUGAUCCAAGAGUUCCCAGACUGGCUUCAUAAAAUCUUUAUUUUUCAAGAUAUUAGAGUGAAACUUUAGUCACCCUUAAAAUAUUCUUCAGAGGCCUCGAUGCAGCACUGAAUCCCCUCCUCCCACUUCUGGAAGUCCUUGUUGGUGAGGCUGGAGAACACCUUCUGUGAUGUGUCCUGGAUCUCCAUUCUGUCCAUGAUCUUCUUGUCCUUGAGGUUCAACUUGAACUUGGGAAACAGCCAGAAGUCACAGGGGGCCCGAUCUGGAGAGUAUGGAGGGUGGGGGACUACUGGGAUGCCGUGCUUCACCAGAAAAUCAUUCACAGUGUGCGCAGGUGCAUUGUCCCGGUGAAGGAGCCAAUUGCCGGUCGUCAGUCAAAAUCUGGUUAACAUUUCCAUAUGAAAGGUCCAACCGCUCGGCGAUCUCACGGGUGGUCCCCUUACGCUCUUCAUGGACAAGUUGGUAAUUUUCUGGACAUUUUCAUCACUUCUCUCAGUGGAAGGCUGCCCAAAACAAAGCUCAUUUUCAAAGGAGGUGAACCCUUCUUUGAAGUGCUUGUGCCCCUUGAAAACUUGAGCCCUGGACAUUGCUUCAUCUUUGUAGGCUUCCUUGAUCAUUUUAUGGGUUUCUGCGCCAAUUCUUCUGAGUCUGAAGCAAAAACUGAUGGCACAGCAUUGCUCGAUACUUCCCUCCAUGUUGAGGAUUGGGUGGCGACUUACUCAAAUUAGCAGAUGGGCCAGUACACACACUCGCACAAAGCUGCAGUAUGGCCGGUUGGUGAAACAGAUUCCAGUAAACAAUUUAUACCCAAGGUGAGUAACUGCUGAUGAUUUGAAUUCGAUAUCUGCUAGGAGAAAGGUUUUAUAAAGCCAGUAUGGGAACUAUUGGAUCACACCCUGUAUUUGUGGUUUCACUCUAGUCAAUGAGCAGGAUAUACUGUAAAUGUGCUUUAUAUCUAGACAGGAUUUAUUUUCUCAUGUUUUAGCAAGGAAUUCAAAAUAAGGUUUGAGCAUCGGCGGAGGAUGUUGCUAGCAGGAAAUGGAUACCGUACUUUUUUUUAGCUUAUGUUUUUUCUCAGUUGCUACAAAAGGUUGGCCACAACUACCCAUAGAAACUGUAGAUGUUUUAGUGGAUUGAAAGAAUUACCUUAUGUGUUUUAAAGUGAGUUUACUCUUUUUUUUAAUAUGGAAUUGCUGACAUUUUUGAUUGGUCCUUUUAUCACAAAGUGUGUAUAUGGGUAGAGCUGUUUUGAUCAGUUCUCAUUAUCUACAUUCCCUCGUCUUUACUUAAGUUUCCGUCGCUUUUUUUUUUUUUUUACUUUACACACUCAAGAUGUCCCUUAUAUCAGCAUUGCUUUAUUGUACAUCUUCUUCAAUACCCAGAUCUAUUUUCAUACCCGUCUAUGCUGUUAGUCUUCGUCAGCAUCAUGGUGUAUUUUUACAAUCACGCUCGGCCUCUCACAGCUGCCAAAAGUCCUUGUGUAAAUAAUUUCAUUUAACUUUUCCUAAAAUUUUUUAAAGUUGAUUAAGAACCCAGAUUUGUGAUUUUUAACUGCAUUUGUGUCCUGUGAAUUCUCAAGUCUGAUUAUUGGAACUUAUUUUACACCCUAACCUUGUUGUCACACACACACAUUAACUUAUAUAUGCACACAACUUCUCCACGACAUAAUCGACCUACGUCCGUACCAAAAUUUUGUCAAAUUACGUAUUUUUUAGUCCCAGUGUUAGUGAUUGCACUGUGUACUGACAAAAUUUUCGUUUGUAUUUCACUUUAAAAUGGCUGGCAAGCUUAAAAGUGAGAGUUUUGUGGUGCUGAGAAGAGACACCCAUUUUAGAUUUUUUUGUAUUAUUUAAGCAUUUUCGACUUACGACCUGGAUUUGGGUCCCUAACCCCGUCAUAAGUCGGGGAUUAGCUGUAUAUAUACACUCGGCUCACACUCCACUCUCUCAGUCAAUCAUAAUAUUCACAUCACUUCAUAUUGCAGUAAUUCUCUCUUCAUUACCACUUUAAAUUGUCACUUUCCUUUCUUUACAAAUCUUUAAUCGGUGACUUCAGGGUUGUACGUCGUCUAGCUGUGUGUUAGGAUUUUUUUUUUACACUUAAGGAGGUUUGUAAUCAAUAAAUAUAUUUGAUAUUA
Molecule: messenger RNA, 5217 nt
Organism: Homarus americanus (American lobster)
Lineage: Eukaryota; Metazoa; Arthropoda; Malacostraca; Decapoda; Nephropidae
Product: protein germ cell-less-like
Exons: 12
Coding region: 146-1633 (495 amino acids)
Biological process (GO): germ cell development
Molecular function (GO): protein binding
Source: RefSeq, a predicted model, not a curated record